CACAGUGAGUGAAACGCAUCGGUUAAAUUCUGUGAUCUCUGAGCUGUUAUGGAAUCGGAGCUUGAGCUCUGAGAGUCUGAGACACACACUCGUUCGUUUUCUCUAUCUCUCUCUGAGAUUUUUUUGUGUGUGUGUGUGUUUCGGAGUGUGAAUUGUUAGGGUUUGGAAGAAUGUGGAAGGUGUCGCGAUUCGCGGCGUCGCGGCUGAGCCAAUCGACGAGGAUGUUGUCGACGGCGAUUCCCGGGCCUUGUAUUGUUCACAAGCGCGGCGCUGAUAUUCUCCACGAUCCUUGGUUCAAUAAGGAUACUGGAUUUCCUCUCACUGAAAGAGAUCGAUUAGGACUUCGAGGUCUACUCCCACCGCGUGUCAUAUCUUUCGAGCAGCAAUAUGCUCGUUUCAUGGAGUCGUAUCGGUCUCUGGAGAAAAAUACUGCGGGACAACCAGAAGGCGUCAUCGCGUUGGCAAAGUGGAGGAUUUUGAAUAGACUGCAUGACAGGAAUGAGACUUUAUACUAUCGAGUUCUUAUAGAUAACAUAAAGGACUUUGCUCCUAUCAUAUACACUCCUACGGUAGGAUUGGUGUGCCAAAAUUAUUCAGGGUUGUUUAGACGCCCGCGCGGAAUGUAUUUCAGUGCAAAGGACAAAGGGGAGAUGAUGUCUAUGAUCUACAAUUGGCCUGCUAAUCAGGUAGAAAUGAUAGUCAUCACAGAUGGCAGUCGUAUUCUCGGCCUAGGUGAUCUUGGAGUUCAGGGAAUUGGAAUACCAAUAGGAAAACUUGAUAUGUAUGUUGCUGCAGCUGGUAUUAAUCCACAGAGAAUACUGCCAGUUAUGCUUGAUGUUGGUACUAACAAUCAAAACCUACUUGAUGACCGUCUUUAUUUAGGACUUCGACAACCUAGGUUGGAAGGAGAAGAGUACAUAUCAAUUAUUGAUGAGCUCAUGGAAGCCAUUCAUACACGUUGGCCCAAGGCCAUUGUGCAGUUUGAGGAUUUUCAAAUGAAGUGGGCAUUUGAAACGCUGCAACGUUACCGUAAAAAGUUUUGCACAUUCAAUGAUGAUAUACAGGGAACUGCUGGUGUUGCACUUGCAGGACUACUAGGAACUGUAAGAGCCCAAGGUCGACCCUUGUCAGACUUUGUGAACCAAAAGAUAGUUGUUGUGGGAGCCGGAAGUGCCGGACUCGGUGUUCUUAGCAUGGCUGUACAGGCUGUUUCAAGAAUGGCAGGGACCAGUGGUGCGGCUGCCAAAAAUCCAUUUUUUCUGCUUGAUAAAGAUGGUCUAGUCACAAAAGAGAGGAAAUAUAUUGAUCCUAUGGCUGCACCCUUUGCUAGGGAUCCAUCAGAGACUGAAGGGCUUAGGGAGGGAGCUAGUCUACUUGAAGUGGUUAAGAAGAUCAAGCCUCAUGCACUUCUUGGUUUGUCAGGAGUCGGUGGUGUCUUCAAUGAGGAGGUGCUUAAAGCAAUGCGAGAAUCUGAGUCCGUCAAACCAGCCAUCUUUGCUAUGUCGAAUCCAACCAAGAAUGCUGAAUGCACUGCUGAAGAUGCCUUUAAGCAUGCGGGUGAAAACAUAGUCUUUGGAAGUGGAAGUCCCUUUGAGAAUGUUGAUCUAGGCAAUGGAAAAGUCGGCCAUGUUAAUCAAGCAAAUAACAUGUACCUGUUCCCAGGGAUUGGUUUAGGUGCACUUCUUUCAGGUGCUCGUUUGAUAUCGGAUGGCAUGUUGCAAGCAGCAUCUGAAUGCCUUGCUACAUAUAUGACAGAUGAAGACAUCCGAAAGGGCAUCUUAUAUCCCUGUAUUGAUAGUAUUAGAGAUAUUACAGCAGAGGUUGGAGCUGCUGUUGUGCGUGCGGCUGUUGCAGAAGACCUGGCAGAAGGACAUGGUGAAGUGGGUCCCAGAGAGCUGUCGCACAUGUCAAAAGAGGAGAUAGUGGACUAUAUUACCCGCAGUAUGUGGUUCCCUGUUUACAGCCCUCUUGUUCAUGAAAAAUGAGGCUUUGGCAUCACAUGCAGUACAUGACUGGUCACUACCUUCCUGGCUAUCUUUUCGGCACUUAGAUUUAUACUAUUUUUGCAGCCAAGCAACUUAUUCUUGGUACCACUACUGUUUGAACAAUAUGUUUGAACAAUACAUUGCUGAUAUAUAAUUUAUCGACUCAAUUUUAUGAGCAAUGUAUUUGUUCUAUGUAUUACUGUGAACUUGGUAUUAUUGCCUUUGAACCAUUUGAAAGCUGUAUGUGCCGAGUGUUAAUGUCCAAGGCUUCA
Fragaria vesca subsp. vesca is the source of this 2257-nucleotide messenger RNA. Its product is annotated as NAD-dependent malic enzyme 59 kDa isoform, mitochondrial-like. Gene Ontology annotation, biological process: pyruvate metabolic process; malate metabolic process. Gene Ontology annotation, cellular component: mitochondrion. The coding region runs from base 171 to 1985 and encodes 604 amino acids. The record is from RefSeq and is a predicted model, not a curated record. Gene Ontology annotation, molecular function: malate dehydrogenase (decarboxylating) (NAD+) activity; NAD binding. The transcript is spliced from 19 exons. Lineage: Eukaryota; Viridiplantae; Streptophyta; Magnoliopsida; Rosales; Rosaceae.